AUGGACCAGGGUCAGGCACAAACAGCUCCGCUCGUGCAGCAGGAUGAGGGCCACAUGGGCUGGAAGCAGGCGGGCAUCACGGUCUUCACCUUUGCGGCGCCCUCGGCGGUGAUGGCCGUACCCUUCGCCAUCGCCAAUGCCGGCUAUGUUGGGGGGAUGGCUCUUUGCUUGAUCCUCACGUCAGCCUCCGUUGCUGGGGCCAACAUGCUGCUGGAGAUGAAGAUCUUGUACCCACACUGCAAGACAUUCGGAGAUCUCGGCUUGGAGGUCAUUGGCAGGCCAGCCCAGAUGUGGGGCAACGUGAUUCAGCUCGGGAACUUCUGCCUCUUCAUGCCAUGCGCUCUUCGCUUCUGCGCCUUGUCCUUGUACUCGAUCGUCGAAAUCGGUGCGCUGGGCAACUGCAUCGACUACUACGUCUGGGUGAUCGCGGCCGUCUGCUUGGUGAGCACGCAAGUGAGGAGCUUCGACAACGCGCAGGGCUUCACCGUGAUCUCCUUCCUCUGCGUCAUCGGCAUGGUCAUCACGAUGAUGGUCGCGGCAUUCCAGUAUGAGCACGUUCCCCGAAUCCCGGCACAAUGGAUUGGGAACCCGGAGCCCGAGGCAGGGUUGCGGCUCGUGCGCCUCGCCAGUGGCUUCACCAUCGGUGCUUGGGCGUUCAUUCCCGCCUUCCUCACCGUAGAACUCAGCACUUGCAUGCGCAACCCCGCCGACUUCAAGAAGUCCCUGCUGAUGGCCGGAAGUCUCAACGUGAUGCUCUUCGUGCUCGUCGGCACCCUUGUCGUCGCCCGCUGGGGCUACAAUGUGGGAGAGGUCAUCGCCAUCACCACGGGUGUCGGCGCCUUCGCUCGCGGGAAUGUGAUCAACACGCUCUUCAACGCCUUCCAGUUGGGUGGCAACUUUGUGUCCUACAUGCUGGACUCAGUGCCGCUGAGUCGGUUCUGCCAGAAGUGCUGGGCCCCAAACUUCAAGGACACGUGGACAGUGCCCGACAUCAUGAGGUACUUCGGCUACUCCCUGCCCACGUUCCUGUCUGCCUUGGUUCUGAGCACCUUCACCCCCAGCAUCAACACGCUCUUGGACUUCGUGACAGCUCUGACCACGCCAUGGGUGACCCAGAUCUACCCCGCGGUCCUCUAUUGGAAGGUCCUUCACCGACGCCGUGUCACAGACAACAUUGAGUGUGGGCUGGAGGACCCAAUCAGGCGCUCGGAAAAGAUCACGGUUGCCUUGGUGUUCGUGGUCGGAUGCAUCAGCUUCUGUGCCUGCGCACUGAAGGCCAUCGGAUACCUUGCCUUUGAUGAGCUCCGUCCUUCUUUCCAGAUCGGCUGCGACGACUGGCUGAUUUGGAAGUGGUCUCGCAAAGGAUGA
Messenger RNA from Symbiodinium natans, 1368 nucleotides. The record is from the annotation of a GenBank genome assembly. NCBI's taxonomy places the organism in Eukaryota, Dinophyceae, Suessiales, Symbiodiniaceae.